AUGCCACGUCAUCAGCGAUGACUUCAUCAUCUCGUGGAUAUCAACGAGUUGACUCUAGUGGUGAUGGUGGCAGUCUACUUAUGGAAGAGGAAGGUGAUAAUCCACAUGAAGCAUUGCUUCAUCGUAAUAACGAUGAUUACGCUUCAACAUACCACCACGUAGGAGUUGAAUAUGACAGCUAUGAAGAACUUGAACGGCAUGAGAUGGAUGAUCGAGUCACUGAAAUUCCAGAAGGAUUUCAUAGACGGCAGAGAAGGAACUUGAUUUACGGAGAUGACGUGGCAACAGAUGAAGAGUUGAGAGUUUUGAGGAGGGAAGCUUUAUUCGGUGAAGAAGUAACAAGAGCUGGACUUGGAAGAGCUGAAUAUUAUGAAGAUAGUCAUUUAAUUCACAGUUGUGAUAAGAGUGGCCAUGAAGAUAUCGACGAUGAAAGUGAUGAUGAAAGUAAAGAUGAAGAUGAAGAAGAAGAGGAGACUGGAAUCAGGAAGUUUGCUAAACUCGUCCUACCUCAUGUUGCACUUGUACUUCUAACGUGUACAUAUACAGUAAUUGGAGCAUUGAUAUUUUAUAGUGUUGAGCAGCCGCACGAGCAAAUGAUGAAGGAACAACAGCUUAAACUGAUCUACACUCGUCAAAAUGAGUUUGUUGACGACUUAAUUCGUUUGGCUGCUGGAAAUGAGACAAAACGAUACGAAUGGGAGUCACUAGCCGAACGGCACAUGCACAAUAUGUCCGAUCAGCUGUUUGUCGCAUUUGAGAAGUAUUUCUUGACGAGUAACGAGGUAAAAAAGAACGCAGCAACGGAGACAUGGACAUUUUCAUCGUCCAUUUUCUUUGCCGUAACCGUCGUCACUACCAUCGGAUACGGUAAUCCAGUUCCAGUGACAAACAUUGGACGGAUAUGGUGUAUAUUGUUCUCCUUGCUUGGAAUACCUCUAACACUGGUUACCAUCGCUGACUUGGGUAAAUUCCUAUCUGAACAUCUUGUUUGGUUGUAUGGAAACUAUUUGAAAUUAAAAUAUCUCAUAUUGUCACGACAUCGAAAAGAACGGAGAGAGCACGUUUGUGAGCACUGUCACAGUCAUGGAAUGGGGCAUGAUAUGAAUAUCGAGGAGAAAAGAAUUCCUGCAUUCCUGGUAUUAGCUAUUCUGAUAGUAUAUACAGCGUUUGGCGGUGUCCUAAUGUCAAAAUUAGAGCCGUGGUCUUUCUUCACUUCAUUCUACUGGUCCUUCAUUACAAUGACUACUGUCGGGUUUGGCGACUUGAUGCCCAGAAGGGACGGAUACAUGUAUAUCAUAUUGCUCUAUAUCAUUUUAGGUCUUGCAAUAACUACAAUGUGCAUUGAUUUGGUAGGAGUACAGUAUAUUCGAAAGAUUCAUUAUUUCGGAAGAAAAAUUCAAGACGCUAGAUCUGCAUUGGCGGUUGUAGGAGGAAAGGUAGUCCUUGUAUCAGAACUCUACGCAAAUUUAAUGCAAAAGCGAGCUCGUAACAUGUCCCGAGAAGCUUUUAUAGUGGAGAAUCUCUAUGUUUCCAAACACAUCAUACCAUUCAUACCAACUGAUAUCCGAUGUAUUCGAUAUAUUGAUCAAACUGCCGAUGCUGCUACCAUUUCCACGUCAUCGUCUGCAAUUGAUAUGCAAAGUUGUAGAUUUUGUCAUUCAAGAUAUUCUCUCAAUCGUGCAUUCAAAUAGAUUUUCCAUUUUUAUAUUUUGUCAUCUUUUUUAGUUUUCAAAUAGGGAAAAUGGUUUUCUCAAAUCAGUAUUUCAGUUUUGAGACAUUUUUCUCCAUUAUUUUAAUGGGUUCUAAAUACAGUCAUCGCGUGUUUAAUAUAACCUUCAAGAUGAAAAAUGAAAAAUUCUGUGCAAAAAAAACCACUUUUCCAUUUUGAAAUUUCAAUUAUUUCACAUCCUUAACUCACCGCCCUUUCCCUAAUUAAAAACGGGCUAAAAUUUCUAUAAAUUAUCGAUUUUUUUUCAUUUUCUUUCCCUUUUCCAAAAAAAUGUCACCGUAUUUUCACAUCCAGGUGAUCUGCUCUUUCAAACUAUCCCGAAAACCUUGCUUUUUAUAAAGUUUGCCUGAACAGAUCACAAUGAUUUCAUAUCUUUUCAAUUCCAUCUUCACACGACAUUCCGUUUUUCAUAUUUUGUCCUAUAAAAUAUUUUGCUAGUUGUAUUUUUAUUUUACAAUAAAUUUUGAUUAAUUUG
This is a messenger RNA of Caenorhabditis elegans, 2204 nucleotides long. RefSeq names its product TWiK family of potassium channels protein 7 (gene twk-7). The record is from RefSeq and is marked reviewed. The transcript has 14 exons. Gene Ontology annotation, biological process: potassium ion transmembrane transport. Bases 18 to 1691 code for a protein of 557 amino acids. NCBI's taxonomy places the organism in Eukaryota, Metazoa, Nematoda, Chromadorea, Rhabditida, Rhabditidae. Gene Ontology annotation, cellular component: membrane. Gene Ontology annotation, molecular function: potassium channel activity.